This is a messenger RNA of Daktulosphaira vitifoliae (grape phylloxera), 1353 nucleotides long. RefSeq names its product trypsin-1-like. Gene Ontology annotation, molecular function: serine-type endopeptidase activity. The record is from RefSeq and is a predicted model, not a curated record. Gene Ontology annotation, biological process: proteolysis. Lineage: Eukaryota; Metazoa; Arthropoda; Insecta; Hemiptera; Phylloxeridae. The transcript has 7 exons. Bases 79 to 1152 code for a protein of 357 amino acids.
AAACAGUCAGCCUUGGGUUGUUUAUUACUUUUUGUUACUCAAUACAAAAGUUUACUUUUGUUUGUUUAGUAGUUAAUCAUGAUUGCACUGUUUCUGUUCUCCUUAGCACUAUUACAACAAAUUUCAGCACAAUGCACUACUGGAAAUUGUAUGACUGUAAAAGAAUCAAAAUUUGAUUCAAAUGUUAAAGCAAGCUAUUUUUUAGUGAAUAAUAUGAAUGAUUUGAAUAAUUUUAAUAGUGGUUUUUAUUCUAAUUUCAAUCAUUUUGGAUCGGUUAGUUCUACAACUUCAACAUAUACUGGGAAUCCACCAAUAAAAACAAAACCAAAAGUAUCCCAAAAUGCUUUUAGUCCACUUAACUAUACUUACCCAUGUGGUGUAAAUGGUAAAGGAAAACAAUCUAGUGUUAGCAAUAAUCGAGUUGUUGGGGGAAGUAAUUCAGACCCAGGUGAAUUUCCAUGGCAAAUAUCCUUACAAUUAAUCACUGGAUGGACAGCUAGACAUAUAUGUGGUGGUGCAGUGAUAAAUGAAAAUUGGGUAGCUACUGCAGCCCAUUGUGUUAAUGGUUUGUCAGAAAAUAUACUUUCUGUUGUAGCUGGCAAACGUAAUCUUUACACUGAUGAAAGCUCUGAACAAAGAGUUAAAGUGGUAGAUGUAUAUUUAAACGGUUAUAAUAGAAAAAAGUUUUCAAAAGACAUAGCAUUACUAAAAGUAUCACCAGCAUUGAAGUUUGAUGGUGCAACAGUAUCUCCAAUAUGUAUACCUAAUUCUGGUAUGCAAUUCAAUUCUGAUUCAGCAGUGGUAACAGGUUGGGGUCGUGUAUCAGAAAGUGGAGCUUUUGCUCACAUAUUGCAAAAAGUUGAUGUACCAUUAAUACCAUUAGACACAUGUUUACAAAAAUAUAAAGAAGCUGGCUAUAGUAGUUAUGUUAGUAAGUGUGUAAUCUGUGGUGGAGGAUCAAGAUAUAAUCAAGCAGACUCCUGUCAGGGUGAUUCAGGUGGACCUUUAUCUUGUUUGGGGAUGGACAAUCGUUUUUACCUUUGUGGUAUUGUUAGCUGGGGACUAGGAUGUGCAAGACCUAAAUACCCUGGAGUCUACACUGCAGUGUCUUGUUACUCAGACUGGAUAGAGCAAACCAUCAAUAAUGAAUAAUUGUUUUUUAAUGUUCAAAAAUUUAUCAACAUUAUAUACAUUAAAAUCAUAUUUUUUCAACAAAGUAAACUAAGUAUAUAUUUAAUUAUUUAAAUUAACUAAAUUUUUUUUAAAUAAUAUAUAUGUAUAUUUUACCAUCUCAUUUUGUAAAAACAUUAUAUAUGAUUUUAUUAGUAAUAUUAUAUAGAUGAUGAGUCAUUA